This is a messenger RNA of Closterium sp. NIES-67, 3037 nucleotides long. NCBI's taxonomy places the organism in Eukaryota, Viridiplantae, Streptophyta, Zygnematophyceae, Desmidiales, Closteriaceae. The record is from the annotation of a GenBank genome assembly.
AUCCCGCCAGCCUAACUUCUCCCUUUCAGCCAUGGCGGUUGCUCCCUCCCUUUAACUGCACCCACUCCAACUCUUAUUACCGUCGCCUCGCCUUGCCACCCGCCUUAGUUAGAACUUAAGAACCGCCUCGCGCACCAUCCGGACAUCACCCGAGUAACAGUCGCUGGCUCUCUGGUAUCGAAGAGCGUUCUGCAUUGCGUUACUGUUUGCUCCUCGUCCCUCACUUAUACGUCGCACGUCGCGAUCUUUAGGUGCAAGCUAUUUACUUAGCCUUCUCGUAUAAUAUUAUCCUGAGACGGAGUCUCGCUUACGCUCUCUAUUUUCGCGAGACGCAUUACGUCGCUAGCGGUUAACGGAGACUGUGCUAUCUAGUGCGUAUGGUUCUGCAACCCUAAUUGCAGAAUAGACCCAUGGGUAACUGUUAAAGUCGUAUUAGUUGCUGAGCUAUCGAGGUAGGUGGACCUAUGGGUGGGUGCCUAUCUACCCCGAAGGCGACGAUAGAGGAGCAGAGACCCAAUAACGCACCCCCACCAGGUGGCGAGCCGCCUAAAGUUGCUGGGGGUGCGCCCGCUCCGGAGCCGGGAAGCAACAAUCAGCAGCAGCAGGAGGAGGAGCAAUGGCGGAUGCAGCAGCAGAAAGAGCAGGAGGCGCUGCAGCAGAAGCAAGCGUACGAGCGCAACAGAUGCAGGAACAGCAGCAGCUACAGAUGCAACAGCAGCAGCAGAUGCACUACCAGCAGCAGCAGAUGCAGAUGCAGCAGCAGCAGCAACAGCAGCAACAAAUGUACAUGCAACAGCAGCAGCAGCAGCAGCAGUACGGGUCAGAUCAGCAAGGGUAUAAUCCUCAAUACGCGCUGCAACAACAAGACCCCCGGUACAUGCAGCAGCAGCAGCAGCAGUUACAGUACCACCAGCAGCAGCAGCAGCAGCAGCAGCAGCCACCACCCAUGAACCCCUACCAGCAGCCCCCCCAUCUAGCCCCCCAACUCCCUCCGGGGGGGUGGGGAGGCGGAGCGGCCGUAGCAGCAGCAGGAGGAGGGGGAGGUGGAGCCGGGGGAGGUGUUAUCGGGUAUCAGGAGCAGCCUGCGGAGCUACAGGAAUAUUCGUACCAGGAUUUAGUUGAUGCGACGGAAGAUUUUCAGGAACACUCGGUGCUGGGAGAGGGCGGGUUCGGGAAGGUUUAUAAGGGGUAUGUUUUGGACCGGUUUCCGGUGGAGGGCGGGCCGCCCGUGACGGCGACAGUGGCGAUAAAGAAACUGAACCCGUCGGGUUACCAGAGCAAAGUGGAGUGGAUGAGGGAGAUCCUGGUGCUGGGCAAGCUGAACCACCCGAAUCUGGUGCGACUGAUAGGGUACUGCGCGGAGCUGGAGGAGAUGCUGCUCGUCUACGAGUUUGUGCCCCGGGGCAGUCUUGACUACCACCUCUGGCCAGCCCCCAAUGUCCCUGCAGACCCCCUGCCAUGGCAAGCGCGCCUGCGCAUCGCCCACGACGCGGCCUGUGGCUUGGCGCACCUGCACGCCAGCAACUUCAUCCACCGCGACUUCAAGGCGCCCAACAUCCUCAUUGCCGAGAACUACGCAGGCAAGCUGACGGAUUUCGGGCUGGCGAAGGAUGGGCCGGAUGCGGGGCAGACGCAUGUGUCAACGCAGAUCAUGGGCACCAUGGGGUACCUGGACCCGCGAUACGCCGAAACAGGCCAGCUGACAGUGAAGAGUGACGUGUAUGCCUAUGGCGUGGUCCUCCUAGAGCUCCUCACAGGCAAGAAGGCCAUGGGAAUCAGCCCUGGCGGCAAGCCCAAGACCCUCACCUCCUGGGCUCGCCCGUACCUCAACAAGGCUCGGCCGGACCUGGAGUCCCUGGUGGACCCGAACCUGAUUGACCCGUUCCCUGAGAAGGUGGCUCGGACGCUGGCUAUUUCGGCGAAGCACUGCAUCCAGGAUGACACCAACAUGCGGCCCAUGAUGAGCGACAUUGUCGACACGCUCAGGCCUCUCAACACGGCUAUUAAUGGCCGCCGCUAAGUGUUCUUCUGGCUCUUAGCCAAGGGUGGUGGCGAGAAGGUGGAGGGAAAGGUGGAGAGGAGGUGGAGGGGAAGGUGGAGAGGAGGUGGAGGGAAGGUGGAGAGGAGGUGGAGGGGAGGGUGGAGAGAAGGCGGAGGGCAGGGGGGUGUGGGACGACGGCAGAUAGCAAGAGCAGUGCGGGGAGGGGAGCGAGUGUGUGCAGCGGAGUUAGAUUGACAGACCAGGGCAGUGCCCCCGGGGAGUCAAUCUAGCACAGGGCGUGGCGUUUUGAACGAAUGACCGUUAUCAGUGACUGGCUGAGUGGCCAUCAGUCGACAUCUGUCGGCUGAGGGGAGAUGGGGGGUCUGGCAAGGCAGCUGUAGUGACAAGCAAGGCAGCUGUGGGUAUGCUUGAUGGAUGCGCACCUGAGUCGGGGGAGGUUGAGCAGAAGCGGCUGGAGAGUCUUUUGCACUGGCCUAGGGUGGGGUGUUCAGCCGUGGUCUUUGCUUGGGUGGUGAGGUGAACUAGGGGCUGUCAGAUGUGUGUUUGAGCCUCCAGUUUUGUUAUUUGGUGAAUAUAACAUAUCAGUGGGUUGUUAUGGUAUGCGGGUGAGGGGGAGAGGGGGGGGAGGGGGAGGUGGGAAGGGGGGGGGGAAAUGGGGGGGUGGGGGGAUGUGACUUGUGAGGGUGUAGUUGACAUGUUUCAUCUAGCAUGGAGCUCAGGUAGUGGGCAUGGGAUGGAGAGGCACAAUGCAGCUGCUUAGGCAACUGGGUCCAUGUGGGCCUGGUGGUUGGAUAGGACGAAGGGCCCUUUUACAGUGGUGGUCUUAGGAAAGUCUUUGAUUAGUUAUUUAGGGAGACGGUGGCUGCUCUUUUGUGUCGGCCUUAUGUGGCGUAGGAGUGCAGUUUGUCAGCUUCCUCCUGACCUGAUGCGCACUUAUGAUAGGUGAGGCGUUUUGCUCUAUUUAUUAGAAGGGUGAUGGGAGCGCUCACAUUUGAAUGCAAGUGGGUACGCCAUGAAUAAGACAUUUGUAGGAUU